AUGUCGCUCGGGGAGGGGAUGCUCUGUCCCCGUGCACUCCAAGGCAAGAGCUCCAGGGACAUCUUCCUCCACAUGGUGACCCCUGACCGCAUCCCGCAGUUUACUAUCCCCUCUCUGGACAUCUGCAAGAAGCACAGGCGCUCAGGCAAGGGGAAGGGGCAGCCAGUGGGGAUGGCUUGGAGGAGCGACUCGGAUCUAGCAGUGGAGGAUGAGCACGAUGUGCCCGGCUCUAGCUCGUCCUACUCUAAUGCUGGGCUUGCUGCCGCUGUGCAGGCUAUCCCAGACCCCACUGCUCGGGCAGCUCUGUCCCUGCCUCAUCUCCCCAAGGUCACCACCCCAUAUGGCUUUGUCACCCUGGGGCAGAGCCCACAGGUGACCAGUGAAGAGGCGUUGUUUUUUCACUCAGGCUCAGAUUAUCCUCAAGGUCUUGCUGAUGAGAUAAGUGCCAGUUCCCAGGAGGAGCUGGGAUGCUGCAGACGCCCCGGGAUGCCUGUUGCUGGGGAAGGUGGCUGCUCCAGGAUGGGUGGAAGCCUGAGGGACCACAAGCAGCUGAGACCCCAUGGCACCGGUCACAAGGAUGGCAGAGGCAGCCAGGCCUACAGGACUCCAGCAGGGCUUCCCCUGCCCAGGAUAUGUGCCAGCCCACUCAGAGACAUCCAGAUAAUGGAUGUGCUGGAAGGCAAAGAGGCGGAGAAGAGAAAAAGGAGGCUCCUGGAGGCAGGCUAUCAGAGGAGCAACCCCAACCUGGAGCUCCCCGCUGGGAUGCCGAGGAAAAACUUGCUCCAGAGGAUCCUCAGGAGGUACCUUGCCCACCCUCGGUAG
Molecule: messenger RNA, 822 nt
Organism: Nipponia nippon (crested ibis)
Lineage: Eukaryota; Metazoa; Chordata; Aves; Pelecaniformes; Threskiornithidae
Source: RefSeq, a predicted model, not a curated record